AUGUACCCAAAUAUUAUUGUUUGGCAUUGCAUGAAUCAUACAUUAGAGCUAGCCUUAAGUGAUGCAGUUGAUGAAGUUUGGGCCGUAAAUCAUUUUCAAAUAUUUAUGGGUAGAAUAUACUUUAUUAACAGUAAAUCACCGAAAAACCAACGUGAACUCUCCGAGUGUGCCUUAAAGCUGAUACAACAACUACAAAAAAUUGGAAAAGUUUUAGGAACUCGAUGA
Diabrotica balteata is the source of this 225-nucleotide messenger RNA. The record is from the annotation of a GenBank genome assembly. NCBI's taxonomy places the organism in Eukaryota, Metazoa, Arthropoda, Insecta, Coleoptera, Chrysomelidae.